Messenger RNA from Mycena indigotica, 840 nucleotides. RefSeq lists its product as uncharacterized. NCBI's taxonomy places the organism in Eukaryota, Fungi, Basidiomycota, Agaricomycetes, Agaricales, Mycenaceae. The transcript is spliced from 7 exons. The record is from RefSeq and is a predicted model, not a curated record. Bases 1 to 840 code for a protein of 279 amino acids.
AUGUUGUUCAACCUUGCUGUCUUCCCCCUCGUUGCCUCGCUCGCAGGCUCUGCCAUCGCGGCCCCCCACCGCGUGGACUCGUCCUUGAUGGCGCGCAAGGACACUGGCGCUUCCUCCGAUGAUAUCGCAUCACUCCUCGGCGGCCUCGACAACGCCGGCGCAUCAGCCGCUGGAUCAGCCGUCGCAUCCGGCAUUGCGGCCAGUGCAACCGGCACCGGCAUUGAUGACACCGGAGCUGCUGCUGGCGCCAACUCUACCGAGACUGGCGUCGACUCGACUGGCAACGCAACAGACACUGCCACGAGCGGCCAGACGACCGUGACCGUGUUUGUCACUGUUACUGACGCAAACGCCGCAGCGGCGACUGCUGGUGCUGGUGCCGGAAAGAAGGGCAAGGGAAAAGGAAAGAAGGGCAAAGGCAAGAAGGGCAAGGGUAAAGGCAAGAAGGGGAAAAAGGCUGGUCAAGCUGCUGGCGGAAACUCAAACGCUGGAAAUUCCACUGCCGGAGCUGCUGAUGCUGGAGCUGCUGGAGCCAAUUCUGGAGCCGCAAACGCGGGUGAAGCUGGUGCUGCUGGCCAAGACGGUGGAGCAGAUGCAGCCAACGGUGCGGCUGGCGCAAACGCUGGUGCGGAUUCUACUGGUGUUGCCAGUGGUAUCGACAACGCUGCUGGAUCUGGUAGCGUUGCUGCUGGAGCCGACUCUGGUCUGGACGCUGGCGUUGACAGCAACGACGCUGCGAUUGCCGCAAUUCUGUCCAGCAUCGAAGCCCAGGCCGCUACUGCCACCGCUCUUCCGGCUGCUGGUAAAACCCGUCGCAGCCGCCUCAACCGUCUUCUCUAA